GCGGGCCGCGCCGGGCUCCUGCGGGGCGGGGGCGGCGCUGGCGCUGCGCGGGCCCCGCGGCUUCCCCCUCGGCUUGGCCGCGGCUGCCCAGCGGCAUCCGGGCCCCGCCACCAUGUUCAGGCGGAUUCUGCAGCGGACUCCUGGUAGAGGUGGGUCUCAGAGCUCAGAUUCGGAUUCAUCUGCCACACCAGGAAAUGCUGUGGAUGUGAACAAUGAAGGCUCCUCAGAGGGUUUCAUCUGCCCACUGUGUAUGAAAGUGUAUGUAACUCCCACUGAUCUGUCUGAGCAUUACAAGAAUGAGCACACUGGGACAGAAGGAAGACAGGAACUUCGUGACCUCCCAGCUUUUACUGGCUUUAUUUGUCCUCUGUGUAUGAAGUCUCAUGGGUCAGCUGAAGAGCUGUUCAAGCACUAUGAAGCAGUUCAUAAUUCUGGCAUUGAUUCAACUCAUGGAGGGGAAGGUCAUCUGUCACUGGAAAGAGAUGAAGUGUCACUGCUCCGACAAGAAGUCCAAGACUUGCAAGCUUCGCUGAAGGAGGAGAGGUGGUAUUCAGAAGAGCUGAAGAAAGAACUAGAGAAAUUGCAGGGGCAGCGGCAGCAAGAUUCUAAGUCUGAUGGAUUGACAACAGCUACAUCUACAGAAUCCUUAGAACGGCAACUAGAAGAGAUCCAAGUAGAAAAUUUUAACAUUAAACAAAUGAAAGACUUAUUUGAGCAAAAAGCAGCACAACUGUCCACUGAAAUUGUGGAUCUUAAAUCAAAGUAUGAUGAAGAAAUCAGCCUUCGGGAAGGUGUAGAACAGAAAAUGAAAAACCUGACACAAGAACUGCAGAAGGAGAGGAGUAUUGUCGAAGACUUAAAGACAGAGCUGCUGCAAAGGCCUGGUGUGGAAGAUGUGGCUGUCCUGAAAAAGGAACUGGUCCAAGUUCAGACCUUGAUGGACAAAAUGACUCUGGAAUGUGAGCGAGAAUCUGAAAAGCUGAAAGAUGAGUGCAAGCACUUGCAGGAAGAGCAGGCUAAUUCGGAGGCUACCAUUAACCAGUUAAGAGCUGAACUUGCCAAAGGACCUCAGGAGGUAGCUGUGUAUGUUCAGGAGCUGCAGAAACUUCGAAGUUCAGUCCAAGAGCUAGAACAGAAAAAUCAGAGUCUGACCGAGAAACUGCUGAAGAAAGAACAAGACUACAUCCAGCUAGAAGAAAAACACAAUGAAGUAUCUGUUAGUAAGAAGAACGUGCAGGCAAGCUUUCACCAGAAAGACUUGGACUGCCAACAGCUUCAGGCAAAGCUGUCUGCGUCUGAAGCCUCAAUACAGAGACUACAGACAGAGCUAGGUGAGAGGGGGGAAGCAAGCCAGAAACUUAAAGAAGAGUUAUCUGAAAUAGAGACAAAGUAUCAGCAUCUCAAGGCGGAAUGCAAACAGCUCCAGCAGCAGAGGGAGGAAAAGGAGCAGCACGGCCUGCAGCUCCAAAGUGAGCUCAGUCAGUUGCACAGUAAACUUCUAGAAACAGAACGCCAGCUGGGAGAAGCCCAUGGGCGGCUCAAGGAACAGAGGCAGCUGUCUAGUGAGAAACUGAUGGACAAAGAGCAGCAGGUGGCUGAUCUGCAAUUAAAACUUUCUCGUGCUGAAGAGCAGCUAAAGGAAAAAUCAGCCAGUUCCACAGAACUGCAGCAUCAAUUAGAUAAGGCAAAACAGCAGCACCAGGAACAGCAGACACUUCAGCAAAAUACUACAGCAAAACUACGAGAAGCCCAGAAUGAUUUGGAGCAAGUGCUGCGACAAAUUGGAGAUAAGGACCAAAAAAUUCAAAACCUCGAGGCUUUGCUUCAAAAAAGCAAAGACAACAUCUCUCUGCUAGAAAAGGAAAGAGAGGACUUGUAUGCAAAAAUUCAAGCUGGUGAAGGAGAAACUGCAGUUCUUAAUCAGCUACAAGAGAAAAACCAUGCAUUGCAAAUACAGGUAACUCAGCUGACAGAGAAGCUGAAGAAUCAAUCAGAAAGUCAUAAACAAGCUCAAGAGAAUUUGCACGAGCAAGUGCAAGAGCAGAAGGCACAUCUAAGAGCUGCUCAGGACCGUGUGCUCUCCCUGGAAGCAAACAUCACUGAACUUACCAGCCAGCUAAAUGAAAGUAAAGAGAAAGUUUCACAACUUGAUGUACAGGUAAAAGCAAAGACUGAAUUGCUACUUUCAGCAGAGGCAUCGAAAACUGCUCAAAGAGCAGACCUUCAGAAUCACCUGGACACUGCCCAGCAUGCACUGCAAGAUAAGCAACAGGAGUUAAAUAAGGUCAGUGUUCAGUUGGAUCAGGUUACAGCUAAGCUGAAUGACAAGCAGGAAUACUGUGCUCAGCUGGAAGCCAAUCUUAAAGAGUACAAAGAGAAACAUCUUUAUUUAGAACAGAAAACUGAAGAGCUAGCAGGACAGCUUAAGAAACUUGAAGCUGACUUUCUUGAUGCGAAAGCAAGCAAAGAACAAGCUCUUCAGGAGUUAGAGCAGCAGCGACAGCAAUGUACAGAACUAGACCUCCGGGCUGCAGAGCUGUGUAAACAACUGGAAGCAUCAAGAGAAGCGAUGUCUAAUGCUAAAUCAGAUUUACAGAAGAAAUCUGAAGCCCUUGAACAAGCAAAACAGCAAAUUUCAAAGCAGGAGGAGGAAAAGGCCAGCCUCAAACAAAAUCUUGAUAAACUAAAUCAAGAUACAAGUAAACAACUCAAAGAAUUAGACUGUAAAAUGCAAGCAGCAACAUCAGAGCUGCAACAAGUCAAAGUAGAGAAGGACAGUCUAUUAAAGGACCUUACAGCUACCAAAGAGAAGCUCUCAAAAAGUUCAGAAUCCUUCAAAAAAAGAAAGGAGGAAUUAGAAAAAGAAAUACAAAAAGGAAAAUCAGCUAUGGCAGAAAUGGAAAAAUCCUGCCAAGAAGUAAAACAACAACUCCAGGUACAAACAGAGUCUGUAGCUAAAGAGAGGAAUGAAUUGAAAAACUCACUGGAAAAAAAGGAGGGGAUUUCUAAGCAGUUGUCAAUAGAACUUGAUUCAGCACGAGCACAAGUACUGGAAAUUCAGGGUCUUCUGAAAGAGAAAGAAAAGAGCGAGCACCAUCUUCAGGGAAAGCUGAGAGACUUAAAGGAAUCUUUUGAGCAAAAGAAAAAACAUAGUGAGACUCUGCAAGCUGAAUUAAAAACUGCACUUUUAGAAAAGGCAGAACUGGAGAAUAAAUUGCAACAGCAGUCUAUUUUGUCAGCACAGGAGCUUAAAGCAGAGAAAGUCAAGCUCGCAGACUUACAGAAGACCCAUGAAAAAGAUAAGGAGAACUUGGAGAAGUUGCAGCUGGACCUUUAUGGGAAAGAGUCUGAGCUGCUGGCAACCAGGCAAGACCUUAAGUCCACAGAAGAAAAACUUGCUCUAGCUCAAGAAGAAUUAGUUUCCAGCAGAAAUCGACUUGCUAGCAAUAAUCAGCAGAUUCAGGAGCUGAAGAAAGCAAAGUCUACACUGGAGCAGGAUGCAUCAAAGAAGGAGCAGCAGCUGGGUGAGAAGACCAAAAUGUUACAGGAUCUUCAGAAUGACAAGAUCUUGAAAGAAAAAGACUUGGCUAAUGAAAAAUGUAAAACAACAGAGCUCCAGGAAAUAAGGAGUAGACUUGAAAAAGAAAGUGCCAAGCUGGGUGAAGAGCUUAGAGCCUGCAAGCAAGAAUUUGAGAAGGAUGUGGCAAAUCUCAAGGAUGCAAAACAACUAUUGAUUCAACAGAAACUAGAGCUGCAGGGCAAAAUAGAUAAUAUGAAUUCAGCUCUGGAACAGGAGAAGAAAACCCAGCAAACUGUCAAGGAUCAGCUGAAAAAGAGAGAAGAGGAGCUGAAGAGAGAAUAUGCUGAAAUUGAAGCAAAGCUGCACACAGAACAAAAAGAGAAAGAAGAAGAAAACCGGAAACAUGAGGAGAAGGAGACCAAGCUUACCAUGCAGGUCACAGCUCUGAAUGAAAACCUGGCUACCAUGAAGAAAGAGUGGCAAAGCAGUCAGAGGCGAGUGAGCGAGCUGGAGAAGCAGACGGACGAUUUACGUGGGGACAUUGCUGUCUUGGAAGCAACAGUGCAGAAUAAUCAGGAUGAGAGAAGAGCAUUGCUGGAGAGGUGUAUAAAAAGUGAGGGAGAAAUUGAAAAGCUUCAAGCCAAACUUGUAGAAAUGAAGAAAAAGCUGGACAACACUACUGCUGCAAUGCAGGAACUUGGCCGGGAAAACCAGUCAUUACAGAUCAAACACACCCAAGCUCUCAACAGGAAGUGGGCAGAAGACAAUGAGGUACAGAAUUGUAUGGCCUGUGGAAAAGGCUUUUCGGUGACAGUGAGAAGGCAUCACUGUAGACAGUGUGGAAAUAUCUUUUGUGCCGAGUGCUCAGCUAAGAAUGCCUUAACUCCUUCUUCUAAGAAGCCUGUCCGAGUCUGUGAUACUUGCUUUAAUGACUUGCAAGGAUAACUGGCUAUUGUGAGUGACAAAGAAAUGUUACACUAAAAUUUAUAAUUUCUGUUGAUGCACUUCAUUCAGCACUCAGACUACUAUUCACUUUGGACAAUGAUUGUAACACUUGGCAAAAUUUAGUAUAUUUUAAAAUGUUUAUUGAUACCAAGUAAAACUAUUGUAUUUUUUGUGAGACAUGGGCUCAGAUCAUCCAUAGCUUAUUGCCAUGUAUCCUGGGAAGAGCUUCUAUGUCUAGUUUAGAAAUGCCCAGUUAUUUGUAAAUAAAGUUUAAACAGAGGAGUAACAAUGUAUUUUUUUAUCUUUUAUUUUUUUGUUCAAGAAAAACACAUUUAUGUGAUAUGCAGUUUAUUCUUGUUUCCUUCAAAGAAAAAGGAAGAUGCAAAAACUUAUGAGGAUUUUAUGUAUGAAACGUUGCUAUGAAAGCGUAACUAACUGUUGUGUUUGAUUGCAUAUCUGAUGUUCUUUAUAACCUCUUGUGAUUUUGUUUUCUUUCUAUCUAUCUGUUUUUUGGAGUUUUCUCUCUGAAGCUCAGACUCCACAGUGAGGGUAACGGCUGGACUUGACUCCAACUCGGUUUUAUUUGCCCACUUAGAACUUGUAGUAUCAUCACCCAAGUCCUUAGCCAGCUACAGUGCUUGGAUACUGGAACAUCUUUACAUGUGCUGUACUUCAUAGUUUGUGUGUGUGUGUAACUGAGAGAGUGUGUGUGAACGAACGAUGAGACAAAGUUCAGCUGGCGUUAUAGGAAUAUUACAAGAUACGUUACAGUAUUCCCUUCUGUAUUGAUCAAUUUCACUUUUAUGUAUUCGGUUGAUGGAUUUUAAUACUCCAGAAACGGUUAUAUGUGGAUUUUGAAAAGAAACAAACAAUACUGGUAAUAGCCUGUAGUGCGUCUCUCCCCCUGCCCAUACCCUGAAAGCCCUGAGAGGUCCUUGUGGUUUAAGGGACAUCCAGACCUUUCAUGCUGGGUAUUCUACUAAGAAAAAGUAUUUUUUGAGACUUCUGCAGUUUAUCUGACCUUUUCUUUUGUCCCUUCCCUCAGCUUUUGCUGGAAGAAGCUGAACUGCUACACCUAACAAGCCUCAGUUUUCCAUUACUUCAUCUGAUCCCCAUUACUGGAGGGUCUUAAAUAUUGUGAUAUUUGUAUGAUUAGGUUUGCUCAGAAUGGUGGUGUGAAUCUCCUGCCAGUGGCUUACUUAUAAGUGAAACAGCUCUAAAAAGAGGCCAGUAUAUAUGUCUUUAGAUAUCGAUUAAUAUUUUCUUUGCUGUACUUGCAGCAGAGGUUUCUUGCAGAGUUCCUGUAGGCUUCAAACUUCUUUUUUGUUCUAAUUUUACUUACACCUGUUUAUUCUUCCCAGCCUGUCCCUAGCUUUUCUUCCCUUUUUGUCUGGUAUUUCGAAACCAUUAAGGUUAUUUCUUCUGAGUGAGGGUUAUGCCUUUCUAUAUUUAAGGACCCUUUGUUUUAAACACUGUAAUAAAUUCCCCACACUCCAAGCCCUUCUGUGUCUUACAAAUUUUUGCCAGCUGUUCAGAGAAUUCCUCUACUGUCCUGAAUUCCUCUACUUCUUGCCUGAGGUAAGGAAUCGAAUUCUGUCAGUGAUGGAGGCUUAGCAGGCAGGUUCGUUUGCCUUUAUCUAUCAACAGCUCUAUAUGUGAAUGAAGGAGAGUAUUUUUUAUGAAAAAUAUCUAGUCCUAAUUAACUCUCAAGUGAAAAUACUUCUUAAUCCCUCUUCUCCAGAAGAAGUGGUCUGUAUGUUUUUAUCCCAUUUUAGCUUACCUGUCUAGUUCUACAUUGCAGCCUCCAGGAGUCUUCCUCAAGUUUUCUUAAAAUAAGAGUUUAAUUUCCCAAAAGUCAGCUGAAUAAUGUAACUGCUUCUCCUCACUGUUAAAGUGUUUGGGGUACAGCCAUGGUUUAUGGGAAAUUCUGGCCUGCUUUUCUAUUUUGGACUUGAGAGUUGCUUGUUCAAAAGAAACAAUUGCUGCAGUGAUUCUGUAUGCACAAAGCCUCUGGACUUGCUGUUUCUCUUUGUCAUUGUAACUGUUUGGCAUAAGAAUCUUUUGAAUAGAAAAUAUUAACAGAAUCUCUACCUCUGGGAAUUUUUUUUUACUUAUUUAUUGAGUAAAUCUGAAGAGUUUGCUUUCAAGCCUUUCUUUGUCUGAUGCCUGACUUCAGAAAUGUGGGAAAGGUAAAGAGGUGACAGUCGCUUUCCAGCCUAGAGCUGCUCUGUCCUGUUGUGUUUCACAUGGAGCCUUGUGCUGCUUCCAGGGUGAAGGAUGACCACGUGGAGCAGAAGGGAUUUUGAGAGGGAAGAGAGAAGCUUCUUGUGACUGCGUGAGGGCAGAAUGCAUGAGGCAGAGGAAGAUGGAGCUAGGAAAAUGGUUAAAACACUCGUGUUUAGUCAUUUUGCUUUAGAAUGGGAACGUGUGAGAGAAAGCUGAGGAGAGAGCUCUGCAGUAAAGAGGAAGUGGUAGAAGCUCUAGUAGAGUUGUUCCUAAUUGAGCCUUUUGGGAUGCUUUGGUGUAAAGACAGGCAGAGUUGUCUUCCUCGGCUGGCUGCUGAAGCAGUGCAGUUGGUUGACCACCAAUCCAGACCUUGAUCUGAAGCUCCUCAAUUUCAGGAGCAAAACCAGCUUGAUUUCUGGAGGUUGCUUUUUGCUGAUCAGUUUGUAUUAUGAACUUUUUGAGGGGGUGGAAGUACUUUUCAAAUACACAGUUUUUGAAAGGGAGAUUGUUAAAAUCUGGAGAAACAGUGGUGAGCUAGAAACUUUAAUGCUUGAGCUUUGAGUCUUCAGCAAUAGGUCAGGCUUUCUACAGCUUUUCAACUGUUGUAUAUUUAUGACUCCAUUGGUAAAUCUUAUGAUCCUUCUUUUGUUUCUUACGUUUCUUAGUGCUGGUCUAUAUUUGUUGUUAUAAUUGACCCUGUAAUUCUCGCCAGGUUGGAAGUUGUGCUCAAGCUUGAUAAAAUGACCUAUGAGAUACAUAAUUAGGGAAACUGAAAGGUGAAAAACUUUGUAUUAAUAAAUCUGCUUGCAGAGUGUGACUGUUUUGAUGGGCAUGUUGUCAGUAGGAAAGUGGGUUUUUUGUUGCACUGCUUUAAAAUGUAAAUGAUAGGGAAACCUAGUAAAAAGCUUGGUAACUUUUACCAUGCUGAGUUAAAGGAAUCCAGACAAAAUAAUUUAAUGGACUGAUUUUUCAGACUGCAAACCCGGGAACAGAGGGAAAAACUAAUAAAAUCGCAGAAGAGGCUAGAGCCUUGGAACUGGAGGAUGCACAGUGAUGUGUUUGAACAGCCUCUGGCGGGAACCAGAUUGCUCUGAUUCACUGGGGAGAGGCCAUUAUAGAGCAAGAGGUGGAAAUAAUUGUAAAAUGAGCUCUUGAACCAGGAGGUUUGUGGGAUCCUCAAGCUGCCUUUGAUUAAUAGCCAUUACGAUGGCAUCAGGAAUGGGACAGUGAAGUGUAGGGCUUGUUGCUGAAACUGCCCCCUGUGCAAGACACUCCAUCUACUUUCAGCUUUGCUGGGGGAGUGCAGUGUGAGACAUCAGCUGCUACAUGGGCUGAGACAAGCUACAUAGGCCAUUGGAAAAGUGUAGAGGAUUUUCUUGUUAAGGGUGGGGAUACAUUCUUUAACUUCCUGGAGACAUCACCUCUCUUCCCAGUCAAACAGCUACAGUCAUUUUGGUUAUUGCCUCCAAAAAGCCAAAUUCUGCUGUUCUGCUCCAGCCUCAUGUCUGCAACACACACUUCAUAUUUUUGUCCUGCAGUGUCUGGAAGCAGGUAGUGUUGCAGACGUCAGUGUCAGUGAUCUUAGCUGGCUGUGCUUUGCUGUUAUUUCUUAUCCCCAUGUAUUCCUUCCCUCCAGUAAUCUUCCCCUUUCUGCAAAAGUUGAACAAAGAGGAUAAAAUUAAUGAGUCACAGUAGGAAGCGCUGCUGUCUGCAAAUGAAGAGACAAAAGGAAUUUUCUGCUGCAGCUUCCAGCAGAGGCAAGAAGUUUAGAGGGAGCUCGUUUUUCAGUUGGCUUUGCUCUCUGGCACAAGAGUCCAAGGCUCUAGGGUACACUGUGGGUAUUUUCCUCUGUCUUUCAAAGGUGUCAAGUAACCAAGUUGCCAUGGAGUGUGAAGUGCUAGGUACACAAGAAAAACAAAUAACUGUUUUUGUUGGGUUUGGAAUGAUUAGGAUUAUUUGUGAAUCCAUACUGGAAAAGCUUUCUUAGUGAAGCAAGAAGGGAUUUGGGAGCAGAAGCAUGAAGUAAUCUUGCUGUGCUUGUAUUACAUUAGUGAGAACAAUUGAGUCUCUCAUGCUAGAUGUGAGAGAAGUUACAUUCCUAAAGAAAGGACCUGGAAAAUUCAAGUACUUUCCUGGAUUGUUGAAUAUCAGUUAAAUGCAAAAUGGGAACAAAUGGUUGUUGCAAAACUUAAAAGAUUUAUGACCAGUACUCAGUGGCAGAGAACUGCUGGAGCUUAAGUUCAAACAAAAUAUAAACUAUGCCAAGAAGAAUGAUACCAUGGUUUGAGUAUAUGGAAACUGAUACAUUUCUCCUCCAAGUACCAGGCCUCCCACUCUUGUAUGCUUGGAAGGACUAGGAAACAACACUGUUAGCUGCACCAUGCACUUUUUGAUGUCUAACUGAAUAUAAUUUACAGUAAGUGGAAUGACAUUAUAUGUAUUGGCUGUAAUCAAUGGACAGAAGGUUUGUCUUCAGCUGGACUUUCCACUGUAUUACAUUUGGCCUCUUCCUGUGUAAGGAGAAACUCACCCAUAAUUCCUUUGUACCAAAAAUAUGAUUGUCUUCUGAGAGCACAUGUAACCACAAAAAUACACGUAGUCAUGCGUAUGUUGUCUUUGUAGAGCUUCAUUUGAAGAUUAUAAAAUGAGAAAGUGUGAAUUUAAUGCAUUUUCAAAGGUCUUGCCAGUUGUCCAAUUCUUAAUUUUUUUAAGUGUUGACCUCAGCAUCCCUUCUAGGAUAAGUUUAAAAUUAUUGUCCAACCACAGCCUCUCCAAAAGCAUGAAAUGGUGUACUUUUCAAAACCAGCAAUCAUUGAAUAGUAAAGUCCUGCCACAGAUACCUGGUUUUGGGGUAUUUUUUUUUGUUUGUUUGUUUCUUUCUUUUUUUAAGGGGCACUGAGUAAAGAGGUUUGCAUCUUUAGAGAGAAAAUUAGAUGCCAGUUCAGACCACACAAUGUAGAGGUUAGGUACUAGUUAAUAUAGUAAACUCUGCCUUUUGUCUGUAGCUCACCACAUACUAUGCAUGCACUGUGCAGUAGAUACAAGGAGUAUCUGCUCAUUUGGAGAUAACUGAAGCCCUGCUAACCCUUUUGGAUUAACGUUACUAUGAAAGUAGAAGCCUGGUAUGCGUGUUUUCCAAUUUUUCCUCCCCUUAUGACCUAAAUUAAAACCAAAUUCAUCUGUAUUUCCUGCCUUUUUUGGGUAAAGAAGGCUAGGAAAGAGUGUUCAUUGUUGUAUGUCAACAGGCCAGUGCUGGCAGGUCCAGGCUUCUGCUGUUGGCUUUAUGGCAAAGUACUCUGCUGUAUCGCACUAAAGCUUAAUUCCUGGUACAAGAGGGAUGUAUGAAAGAAUGUCUUGCUGGAUUAGCAAUUAACCAGAACUUUUUAUAGUAAUGUGUCCAAAAUGCUGCUUGUAUAGGAUUUGUCACUUUUUUUUAAGAAAAAAAAAAAAUAAUAAAAAAAAAUCAUAAAACCCCAUUUGAUGUCAUUACGUAAGAUUUUGUUUAAACUACCUCUCAGCGUGAAAGUCAAACACUAGGUAAGUUUUAUAAGGUUUGCUCACUGUCGUGUUAUGUUCAAAUUAUAGUGAAUGCCAAAACUGCAGAAGUUUACCAAAAAGGAAAAAAGUUAGUUGUUUGGGGGUUUUUUUAUGUGUUUGAAAGUAUCCAAUAGUUUCAAGUUACUGUAAACUCUGUUGUGUUCUUUUAACGUCUGUAGUUUCAGUUGCAAACUCUAGCUGCUGGACAGGAAAUAAAUCAUAACCACAAGCUUUCAUAAUCAUGGUCUUCUGGGUAAAAACAAUUUGGUAUGCAGCUUUGCCAUUUGGCUAUAGAUAACCUCAUUCAGCAAAUACACCAAUAAUUUAGUUCUCUUUUUUUUUUUUUUCCUUCAGUACUCGAGAUGUGAACUUGAUGAAUGUGAGUCUGUAAUGGAUGCGUGCCACAAAUUACAUUGUCUUGUUUGCCUCUUUUUGAAUUUUAAUGAUUGGUUUAUUACCUACUGCAGAUGUGAAUGUUGCGCAUACAACUUAAUUUCUCUAUUGCUGUAUAAAAUAUAAAUGGAAAAAUUUGUAAGUUCUUACCCAGUAUUUAGAGGUAAUGUAUGAUACUAGCCUUAUGUUGAAGUUUUACCUACAGAGUACUGCACUUCUUUUAAACUGGAUCAUACCAUCUUGGUAGGUGUAGAUAGAAUUUUUUUUUUGCAUGAGUGUGUUUUUGUUCUGUUUCUUUUUUACUGAAGUUCAGUUCUCUAAAGUUCUAUUUUCAGUGUUUGUGUUUACUACUUGUGAUCAUGUAGUUGUGCCUUACGUUGUGAAAUAAUUUAGUCCAGUGUGCACUGUAAUUCCUAAACUGCGAUUUGGAAGGUGGCUGUGGAUUUGGAUGAGAAAAUGACACCAUACAUCAACCAGUUCUGUGUAAACUAUGAUUAAAUGUUACUGAAAUGUCAUUUUUUGUUUUCUAACCUGUUAAAAGAAUGAUUAAUGACAAUAAAAAAAUAAAUUAGACCUUUCUAA
Apus apus (common swift) is the source of this 11203-nucleotide messenger RNA. RefSeq names its product early endosome antigen 1 (gene EEA1). The record is from RefSeq and is a predicted model, not a curated record. Gene Ontology annotation, molecular function: metal ion binding; 1-phosphatidylinositol binding. The coding region runs from base 113 to 4465 and encodes 1450 amino acids. The transcript has 30 exons. Gene Ontology annotation, biological process: endocytosis. Gene Ontology annotation, cellular component: early endosome. Lineage: Eukaryota; Metazoa; Chordata; Aves; Apodiformes; Apodidae.